Molecule: messenger RNA, 2156 nt
Organism: Callithrix jacchus (white-tufted-ear marmoset)
Lineage: Eukaryota; Metazoa; Chordata; Mammalia; Primates; Cebidae
Gene: ZFYVE21
Product: zinc finger FYVE-type containing 21
Molecular function (GO): metal ion binding
Source: RefSeq, a predicted model, not a curated record
UGUGGCGCUCACCCAUGAGCUCUUAAUGGCACAGAAAUACUCCCCAGCUGUAUGAACCGUGUGGGGCAUGUGAGAGAGCGUGGCCAAGAUGAGGCAGGGGUUCCCACUGAGGCAGUUUCUUUCUCCAUAGCCUCCACCAGUGCUGAUUUUAGGUUCUGGUUUUUAGUUACCUCUGUGUUCCCUCCUUCAUUCCUCUUCCAGACCCUUCUGCCAUCAGCUGAAUUGUUUAGCACUUUUCCCCGGCCUUUCUUCGUGGCCUCUGUGGAGGUGCUGCGUGGAAGUCCCGCGGUGACUUCCUGCCCAGUGGAGUUGAAACACCUGAGUCAGGUGGCGCCCCUCCUGGAAGAGAAGAUUCAUUCCCACCUGUGGCGGCAGGAUGUCUCUCCAGAGCCCCCCGCCCCCACCGUGUCUGGAUGACGAAUGGGGUUUUGAGCAGCCGAGGAAGGCCCUAGCGUUGGGUGGGCGUGGGGGACGGGAGGAACCAUUCUAGUGAGUUGGACUUUGAGUUUUGUGUUUUGAAUUUUAUUGGAGCGUGGUCUUAGAGCCCAGAAGUGACCAAAGACAGUGUCCGGGGGGAGGAGAACGGGGCAGUGAGGACUGGAAGAUGUGGAGAGGGCUCGAGGGAAACCGUAACUGUGACAGCCGCCGGCACGUGGCGGCGCUGCAGGGACACUGAGCUGCACUUCGUGGGCUGUGUGCUUGCGGCCACUGGGGUGAUUGUGGGGAGGUGACUGAAAUGUGCACAUAACCAGGUGUGGAAAAUAGGUUUAUUUGCGAUGGUUCGAAAUGGGCAGAGGACAAUUCGGUAGAACAUGGCAGUGUCGGAGAUGUAUGCAGUGUGACGCCAAGUUUGACUUUCUCACCAGAAAGCACCACUGUCGCCGCUGCGGGAAGUGCUUCUGCACCAAGUGCUGCAGCCAGAAGGUGCCCCUGCGGCGCAUGUGCUUCGUGGACCCCGUGCGGCAGUGCGCCGAGUGUGCCCUGGUGUCCCACAAGGAGGCGGAGUUCUACGACAAGCAGCUCAAAGUGCUCCUGAGCGGAGCCACCUUCCUCGUCACUUUUGGAAACUCAGAGAAAUCUGAAACUAUGAUUUGUCGUCUUUCCAAUAACCAGAGAUACCUGUUUCUGGAUGGAGACAGCCACUAUGAAAUCGAAAUUGCGCACAUUUCCACCGUGCAGAUCCUCACAGAAGGCUUCCCUCCUGGAGAAAAAGACACUCACGCUUACACCAGCCUCCUGGGGAACCAGCCUGUCUUUGAAGGGAGACGAGCUGUGACCCUGAGCAUCUGCGUGGCCUAUCGGUGGCCAGGGCACUCUCGAAGUAGCCUCCACUCUUCCCCAGCCCUGGGCGCAGGAGGCAACGCACGGGCUACAGGCAUGUUCCUGCAGUAUAUGGUGCCAGGGACGGAGGGUGUGACCCAGCUGAAGCUGACAGCGGCGGAGGACGCGAAUGUGGGCAGGAGGCAGGCGGUGGCGUGGCUUGUGGCCAUGCACAAGGCUGCCAAGCUCCUCUACGAAUCUCGGGACCAGUAACUCUCCGUGGGGCUGAGCUUGGAGUGCAUGCGGUCACCAGGACCGAGUCGCUUGAAACAGCAGCCUGCUCCUUGCGCACCACAGGGAUUAAUCCUGCUUGUGCUGGGAAAUGCAGCUCACCUAUUUGGAGAAACAAGUGUUCACUUAUCUAGUGCAAUAUGGUCACAGUCUAUUAAUGCUUUAAACAGCUUCAUGUUUUAGAAUUUGUGUAUUGUCAAUACUUAAUUGGGGGUGGGAGAGACUGAGCUACACUACUGCUGAACUAUUUUUAGCAUAAUAUAUACCAUUUCUGUGAGUUCCCAGGUUUACUAGGAGUUCUGGCCCGUCAGUGUUCAUUUCAUUAAUUCUUCACGGAAACAGUUCGGGUAGUAGGAGCUCAGGCCUCUGACCUGCAGCGGAGCCUGCUCGCCGGCACUAGCCAGUUUACAGCACUUGCCUUAGCCUGCUUUACAGACUGGCCACUUACCUUGUCACUAAUUUGGGCUAUGAGUGAUCCUUUGAUACUUCACUAAGGGGAACGUGAGAGCUUUGUUUUGUACUUUUCACUCACUAUUUCACUUUAUUAAGAUGACUGUACAGCAAUUUGUAUAUGAAGCUUAUGAUUAAAACCUAUUUUGAACAUA